CCCACAUCAUUUUUUUUAGGCUCCGAUCACACUAUCGACCGCCCGAAGCUACCGUUUGCCCGGACGCUGCUCUCGAUUAGUACCGCCACCCAUAUUGGCUGGUCUUCUUUUCGCGACACCUUGCAAAGGAACUUCUCGAGAUGUCACAGGACGAAGAAGAAGACAAGGUACGGUACGCCUAUAAGGAGCCAUCAUUUACCGAUGUCAACCGUGCAAAGGGCAGAUUCACGCUAGAUCUGUGCGAAGUCACAUUUGUGCAAAGAAGCUGGACGAGCGGAUGGGCGAGCAUGGAACAUGUCAAAGAGGAAGAGGUCAAAGAAGAACGCAAACCCAUCGAAGAACUCGCCUUGUUUCACGAGACAGUAGGGCAUUUGGCCGGUAAUCUCUACGAGCUCUCUGUCAAGCUCAAUGAUCUAGGAGGUUCCAACUCAUUCGCAUAUUCCGCCUACAUCCUUGGUUUGUGGCUCUUUAGGCUUUGGCGUCUCAUCCAGCUGCAGGGGGAAGCCUUCGAGCGGAAACAUACGCGCUUGCAGUCGUCGGAGGAGGAGAGAAAUCGUCGGGUGGUCACCCUGAUUUCGACGAUUGCACGCUACGCCACCGCUUCGUUGAAAGAUGAUGACGACGAUGGGUUUAUUCAAAAGACUCCAUACGAGGAAGAGGGAGCGAGGAGGCACGAAAAGGCACCGUCUCUUUCGACGAGGCACCUUUUUGAGCCGGGGUAUGAUGCCUGGAGAAUCGAGAAACCAUUCGAAGAGGAUGAAAAACGCCGAUUCACCCAAGGACAACUUGAAAGAAACAUGCGCAUUUGCCUGAGAUGCGUCCGAAAAGAGAUCCGAAUUCUGGAACAAGAUGUCAACACCAUGCACGUCGUGCGGCAUCGACCGGCAUUUCAGUCCUUUCGAGUGUCGCUCGAUAAGACUUUCGAUGAGUUCGAACGCCCUUUACUCAGUAAUAGCCACACACUCAAGACGAAAGACUUGAGGCGUUUCACACGGGCCCUUGCAGAGUGUAUUGAGAGGCUGGCCGUCGUAAACGAGUCGGGGGUCAAGCGUGCCAGGGCAGCUCAGCUAGCAACACUUGACACAUUGCGCAACGAAGGUAUCAUUGCCGGUCUCAUCUUGACCACGGCCGCAUCAGCACUCGCUCUCGUCGUCAGCUUGGAACGCUCCGCUAGGCCCGCAAUCGAUACUGCCGCCUUCAUCCUUUUCGAAAGUAGCACCAUCCUGAGCUUAUGGGCGUCUCUCCUCUACAUGCUUAGUUCCGUGCGACUGUCACAUUCGCUAAGCAGACCAUUCAUGCC
This is a messenger RNA of Acaromyces ingoldii, 1300 nucleotides long. RefSeq lists its product as hypothetical. Lineage: Eukaryota; Fungi; Basidiomycota; Exobasidiomycetes; Exobasidiales; Cryptobasidiaceae. The record is from RefSeq and is a predicted model, not a curated record. The annotation marks the transcript as partial. The transcript is spliced from 3 exons.